This is a messenger RNA of Blumeria graminis f. sp. triticale, 804 nucleotides long. NCBI's taxonomy places the organism in Eukaryota, Fungi, Ascomycota, Leotiomycetes, Helotiales, Erysiphaceae. The record is from the annotation of a GenBank genome assembly.
AUGUCCACCAUCGCUGCACCUCGCAAACCCUCUCAGCCCGUUGGCCGUGGACCCGUCAGCUCAACGCCGAGCUCGUCGUCGCGGCCAUCGCUCGACGACACCAGUGGCCAACUACUGCCGACGCGCCAUCGGGCCGCCCUGCGUGAAUAUUACAAUCUCCAGACCACGCCAGCUCCUAGCUCCGACGACGCGCCCGUCGCGCCCAGCGAACUCGAUGCGGCCGACUUCGACGCCGAUGCCUUUGUGCAGCGCGUACUCGCUCACCAGAGCCUUAGCGAAGUGCUCGCCACCUACGAACGACUGCUUGCCGAGCUGCGGGCCCUCGACGCCGAGCGUAAGGCGCUCGUCUAUGACAACUACAGCAAGCUCAUAGCCGCCACUGAUACUAUACGUCGUAUGCGCGAAAGUAUGGCCGCCCGAACCCCCGUCGCCGGCACUCUUGAUGUUGUCAUCGAGCGCAUCUCCGUCAAAGCCGAACGUCUACGCUCGCACGUACAGGAAACCGUUGCGAGCCCAACACCCACAUUAGCCUCAGCCUCGACCGCGCGGCGUAUGGUAAGAGAGGUAGUCCAGCAGUUACUAGAGACGCCAGAGCGCCUAAGAUGUUUGCGUGAGGACGGCAAGCUGGACGAAGCCAGCGAGAUUUGGGAGCGGGCCCGGAAGAUUUUGGAACGAUGGCGGGAGAGAGACAUCGGCGGUCCGGAUGUACUAGAUUGUAUCGAGGACGGAGACGCGGCUCUACGUGGAGAACCACCAAACGAGAAGAGUUGGGCCAGAAUCAACCACAAUCGUGUCACGAUAUAG